GAAGAGAAGCGCAGCCUCAAUCUCGGGGGCCAUGUUGGAUUCGACAGCCUCCCCGACCAACUGGUCAGCAAAUCGGUCACACAGGGUUUUUGCUUUAACAUCCUCUGCGUAGGGGAGACGGGCAUCGGAAAAUCGACGCUAAUGAACACGCUCUUUAAUACCACGUUUGAGAAUGAGGAAGCCAGCCAUUACCAGAACGGCGUCUACCUCCGUCCGCGGACGUACGACCUGCAGGAGAGCAACGUUCACCUCAAACUCACCAUCGUAGACACCGUCGGGUUCGGGGACCAGAUCAACAAAGAUGACAGUUACAAACCCAUCGUGGACUACAUCGACACUCAGUUUGAAAACUACCUUCAAGAAGAGCUGAAGAUCAAGCGCUCUCUGUUCAACUACCACGAUACCAGGAUCCACAUCUGCUUGUACUUCAUUGCACCAACUGGACACUCACUCAAGUCCUUGGACCUUGUAACCAUGAAGAAACUAGAUAGCAAGGUCAGUAUCAUUCCCAUCAUCGCCAAAGCUGAUACGAUCUCCAAGAGCGAACUCCACAAAUUCAAAAUCAAAAUUAUGAGCGAGCUGGUGAGCAACGGCGUCCAAAUCUACCAAUUCCCGACAGACGACGAAGCCGUCAGCGAGAUCAACUCGUCCAUGAAUGCCCAUCUGCCUUUUGCUGUGGUGGGAAGCGUGGAAGAAGUUAAGGUUGGGAACAAAACGGUGAGGGCGAGGCAGUACCCCUGGGGCGUGGUGCAAGUGGAGAACGAGAGCCACUGCGACUUCGUCAAGCUGCGGGAGAUGCUGAUUCGAGUCAACAUGGAGGAUCUGAGGGAGCAGACGCACGCCCGACACUAUGAGCUGUACAGACGCUGCAAGCUAGAGGAGAUGGGCUUCAAAGACACUGACCCUGACAGCCAGCCCUUCAGUCUUCAGGAAACUUAUGAAGCCAAGAGAAAAGAGUUCUUGGGAGACCUGCAACGCAAAGAGGAAGAAAUGCGACAAAUGUUUGUCAACAAAGUCAAGGAAACGGAGGCAGAGCUAAAAGAGAAGGAGCGAGAGCUGCAUGACAAGUUUGAGCAGCUGAAGCGCAUGCACCAGGAGGAGAAGAAGAAAGUGGAGGAGAAGCGGCGAGACCUGGAGGAGGAGAUGAACGCCUUCAAUAGGAAGAAGGUGGCCGCUGAGACGCUCUCGCUAUCUCAGCCGCUCAAGAAAGACAAGGACAAGAAAAACAGAUCUGUAAAAACAGAGAACCAAUCGGGUGUGAGCGCCUCCAGCUCCAAGGUGAUGAUGGCCAAGGCUAAUGUGGAACCCUUGAACUGCCAAAGCUGGUGGCAGGCCAUACAGUGCUGCACCUGCCUGGUCCACAGCGCCACCUGGAAGCCCGGAGGUCUCUUCUGA
This is a messenger RNA of Nerophis lumbriciformis (worm pipefish), 1395 nucleotides long. NCBI's taxonomy places the organism in Eukaryota, Metazoa, Chordata, Actinopteri, Syngnathiformes, Syngnathidae. The record is from RefSeq and is a predicted model, not a curated record.